This is a messenger RNA of Arabidopsis thaliana (thale cress), 1491 nucleotides long. RefSeq names its product xyloglucan endotransglucosylase/hydrolase 28 (gene XTH28). Gene Ontology annotation, molecular function: xyloglucan:xyloglucosyl transferase activity; hydrolase activity, hydrolyzing O-glycosyl compounds. Gene Ontology annotation, cellular component: apoplast. Lineage: Eukaryota; Viridiplantae; Streptophyta; Magnoliopsida; Brassicales; Brassicaceae. The record is from RefSeq and is marked reviewed. Bases 212 to 1210 code for a protein of 332 amino acids. The transcript has 4 exons. Gene Ontology annotation, biological process: cell wall biogenesis; carbohydrate metabolic process; xyloglucan metabolic process.
GAUUAAAAGUAUAAACCAACCAUAGCCAGAAGUACUCUGCCUCAUAUUCAUACUCAUACUAUUUCUUUCACUAUCCUCUCUCUCUCUCUCUCUCUCUUUCAAUACAGCUCCAAAACUCGUCCUCAAGACGCUAUUUAUCCAUUUAAGUCUCUUCUCUUUUCGUCCUCAUAAUACUCUUAUACACAGAAACGUUUUUCAUUCAUAACAAAAAAUGGGUUUUAUAACUCGAUUUUUAGUUUUCAUGUCACUCUUCACCAGUUUGGUUUCUGGAUUUGCUCUACAAAAGCUUCCUCUUAUACAGUUCGACGAAGGUUACACACAGCUCUUUGGUGACCAGAAUCUUAUUGUUCACAGAGAUGGAAAAUCUGUCCGGUUAACGCUUGAUGAAAGAACCGGUUCUGGAUUUGUCUCAAAUGAUAUUUACUUGCAUGGCUUCUUCAGUUCCUCUAUCAAAUUGCCAGCAGAUUACUCUGCAGGAGUUGUUAUCGCCUUUUAUUUAUCAAAUGGGGACUUAUAUGAGAAGAAUCAUGACGAGAUUGAUUUUGAGUUUUUGGGGAAUAUUAGAGGCAGAGAAUGGAGGAUUCAGACCAAUAUAUACGGUAAUGGAAGCACACACUUGGGCAGAGAAGAAAGAUACAAUCUUUGGUUUGAUCCAACAGAGGAUUUCCAUCAAUACAGUAUCCUUUGGUCUCUAUCUCACAUCAUAUUUUAUGUAGACAAUGUUCCGAUCAGAGAAGUCAAACGUACGGCGUCGAUGGGCGGUGACUUCCCGGCGAAGCCAAUGUCUUUAUAUUCAACCAUAUGGGAUGGUUCCAAAUGGGCGACUGAUGGAGGCAAGUACGGUGUAAAUUACAAAUAUGCCCCUUACGUCUCUCAAUUCACUGAUCUGAUCCUCCACGGCUGCGCCGUUGACCCCACCGAGAAGUUUCCGAGCUGCAAAGAUGAAGCGGUUCAGAAUCUCCGGCUAGCAUCGGAGAUAACGGAGUCUCAGAGGAACAAGAUGGAGAUUUUCCGACAGAAACACAUGACUUAUUCGUAUUGUUACGAUCAUAUGAGGUACAAGGUGGUUUUGUCGGAGUGUGUUGUGAAUCCGGCUGAGGCUAAGCGUCUCAGGGUCUAUGAUCCGGUCACGUUCGGUGGGAUUCCUCACGGCCACCGUCGUGGGAAGCAUCGGAGCAGGAGCCGAUUAGCUCGAACUGAGUCGAUAUGAAUCGGUGUAUAUUGUUCGGCUAGAGGGCAUUUUUGGCAUUUUCUGUCUUGUAUAGGAAUACUAUGAAUUAUGGACUGAAUAAUGGAAUGACACCGCUAUAUUUUGAUUUCCUCCAUUUUAUGAACAUUAUCGUUUUAACAUAAUAAUAAAAUUUCAUUUUUCUAUAAGUAAACAAAAUCGGGAUUAUAAUUUUAGAAUAUUUUACGUAUGAGAAAUAAUAGAAUGAUGAGAAUACUAAAGUACAUUAAAAAUAUAAUGUAUACCGUGCAUACAAUGAUUCU